CCGACGCCACAACACCAUCAUCAUACACGGCCAGGCCGCCGACGUCUCAACCGUUGAUGGAAGUCGGAACAGAAGUAUGGGUGCUCCAUGGGACCCGUUGGCAUCUAGCUGUUGUCGAUGCAUAUGAAGUAGAGAACGUCGUUGUCACGUGCCGGCUGACGACUCCAAACGAAGUCGACAGAGUUACGCUUCGAGGCGCGACCGACGUGGCCACCCACGUCCAUGUGUGCAACCCCCUCGCCCAGCGCGUCGAUGGCGUGGAAGACUUGACGACCCUAGUCCAUCUUCACGAGCCAGCUAUCCUGCACACCCUUCAAGUCCGAUUCGCAAAACAGGACAUCUACACCUCCACAGGUACCAUUCUCGUCGCCGUGAAUCCGUUCCAGACAUUGCCACGGCUGUACGACGACGCCACCGUCCAGCAGUACAUUGACCACGGCUACCGCCAAAGUGUCCGUGGCGAAAAGUUGCGGCCGUUGCCGCCGCAUGUGUUUUCUGUCGCGGACAAAGCGUAUCGGGACAUGACAAGCCUGCUCAACAACGGCAAUCCCAACCAGAGCAUCCUCGUCAGCGGCGAAUCCGGCGCUGGCAAGACGGAAACCACCAAGAUCCUCAUGACGUACUUGGCCGCCGUCUCGUCUUCUACAGACGCGGACGACACAUGCGCGAUUCGGCAGCGCGUCCUGGAAUCCAAUCCGAUUCUCGAAGCGUUUGGGAAUGCCAAGACCACGCGCAACAACAACAGCAGUCGGUUCGGCAAGUUCAUUCGACUCGGGUUCGACGCGGCCACGGGCGGCCUGCAGGGCGCGUCCAUCUCGACGUACCUCCUGGAGCGCGUCCGGCUCGUGUCGCAGGCCAAAGGUGAGCGCAACUACCACAUCUUUUACGAACUGGUGCGGGGCGCGUCCGCUGCACUUCGUCACACAUUUCACUUGUCGUCGUCUCCUGUCCACUCGUUUCAGUACUUGAACCAAAGCGGGUGUGUUGACCGCGAGGACAACGUGGACGACGGCGACCAGUUUGGCAAAACGUUGCGUGCCAUGACAACGUUGGACAUCUCGUCGCACGACCAAACGUCCGUGCUCCAACUCGUGGCGGCGGUGCUCCACCUCGGGAACAUCUCGUUCGUGUCCCAUCCAGACGGCCACGCCGCCGUGUCGUCGUUGGCCACCAACGAGUGUGAUGACGUCGUGUCGAUUGUAAGCAAGUUGCUUGGGCUCGAUGUGGCGGCAAUGGAAACGAGCAUGACCACCCGACGCAUCAAGGCUGGUUUGGACCAUGUCGUUGUGAAAUUGACAGCGUCGCAUGCCACUGUCGCACGCGACGUUGUGGCAAAGACCAUCUACUCGCGGGUGUUUGAUUACCUCGUGGAGCGCAUCAACAGCGCGGUAGCCGCGGCCGCGUCCGCCGACCGGUUCAUUGGCGUUGUCGACAUUUUUGGGUUUGAGAUCUUUGCGACCAACUCGCUGGAACAGCUGUGCAUCAACUAUGCGAAUGAAAAGCUCCAGCAACUGUUUGCGUCGUUUGUUUUUGAUAUGGAGCAACGCGAGUACGUCCAAGAAGCCAUCGAGUGGACGUUCGUGUCGUACCCCAGCAACGACGAGUGCGUUUCAUUGGUGGACGGCCGCCCCAUGGGUCUGUUUUCGCUCCUGGAUGAGCAAUGCCUUGUGCCCCGGGGCAACGACACACAACUUGCGGCGAAAUUCUACGACACGUUCAGUGGUUCGUCCUGUUUUCAAAGCUCCAAGCUGCAGCGAGGCCACGGCCAGUUUGCCGUCGUGCAUUAUGCCGGCACAGUUGUGUACAGCACCGCUGGCUUUUGCGACAAGAACAAGGACAGCGUCCACCCCGAAGCGCUCGAGUUGCUCGUAGGGUCCACAUUGCCGUUUGUGACAUCGUUGUUUCGAACGUCACCAACGUCGUCGCACAUGCGCAAACAUUCCCACUCGUCGAAACGUCAGUCAAGUGGUGGUGGCGGCGGCGGUGCCGUGUCGUCGUCGGUCGUGAUCAAGUUUAAGAGUCAGCUCACAACCUUGCUCGAGCUGCUCCACGCCACGGUCCCGCACUUUGUCCGAUGCAUUAAACCCAAUGACAUGUUGCACCCCGCCGAGUUUACCGCCCCGCGCGUUCUAGAGCAACUCCGAUGCAGCGGAGUCCUGGAAGCCGUCAAGAUUUCCAGGGCGGGAUACCCCGUCCGGAUGCCACACGCGAUUUUCCAGCGCGAGUUUCGACCCCUCUUGACCGACAAGACGGCCGACUUGGCGACGCAAGUGGCGGCGCUGACAGCAGCCCACGCGGACCUCGGGGCGUUAGAUCAUCCAUUCCAGAUAGGCCUCACCAAGGUGUUUAUGAUCCAAGCCGCGUACCAGCACCUCCAUCGGGUGCAAGUGACGCUGCAAGGGGCCGCCACAGGCACGUUGCAGCGGAUCGGUCGCGGGUUUGUCGCCCGUCGGCGCUACCGACUCGUCCGAAGUGCCAUCGUCACGGUCCAAAGCUGGCUGCGAUCGGUAACUGCCCAGCGCCACGUUCGUGCGUUGCAACAGGUGGCGCGGGAAGUUCACGCCGCCACGACCAUCCAGUCCAGGGUGCGCAUGCUUGGAUGCCGUCGGCAGUUCCACCGCUGCAACCAAGCGGCGACGGUGCUGCACCGUAUCGCACGGGGAUUCCUCGGUCGCCGGGCCGCCACCCGCCGCAAGAUUCUAGUGGACAAAGCCGCCCGGGCCGCGGCAAUGGUCGAACGUGCGCAGUUGGCCCAAGAGGCGCGGAACAAGGCGGCAGCGGCGGCGGAAGAAGUAGCCGCGCAAGCAAGUCUGCAUACCCCGUCCCCCGUUCAACUUCUUUCCCCCCACGUCAAAUCACCCCCCAUGUCCACAGAACAAGUUCCCGUCGCAAAGGUGCUCGUGCCCCUGAAACCCACCGUGGUGCGCGCGGUCUCGUUUGACGAAUUCAGCGACUCGGACGAUGAAGGCAGCGCCCCGACAGAAUCGACGUCGUCGUCGCCGUCUCGAUCGUCCACGAUCCCCAAAGUCCUCGUCCGAGACUCAGAGUACGAAAUCACGUGGGAGUGCGGUAUGCUGGGGCUGUACUUUGAGAGCGACGACACGUCGGGCCUCCCGAUCGUCCGGCGAGUGCAUGAGACCCUGAGCACAUGCGCCGACAUCUUUGACGUGAGUCGAGGUGACGUCCUCCUCUCGGUGGGCUCGCAGAUGGUCGCGCACAACGACAUCCGGCACAUCCUCAAGCUUCUGCAGGACGUCCCCAAGCCCGUGAGCCUCCGGUUCCAGCGGACACACAAGAGUAUGCGCGAGUCGUCGGCGCUCAUGUUGGACGAGUACGAAGUGCUGUGGCGGGACAGCAUUCCGCUUGGCCUUGGGUUCAAGCCUGACAUGAAACGCGGCAUGCCGUGUGUGUCCAAGUGCCGGGGGAACCCCCAGAUUCCAGGCAUGUUUAACGUGAGGUUGGGCGACUACUUGACUGCGAUCAACGAGAUUUCUACGUACCGAAUCGACUUUUCACGGGUGAUCACGCUGCUGGAGGAAGGGCCUCGGCCGGUGGUGUUGCGCUUCCAGCGCGCCGACCCCGACGACAUGGACGACAACAGCGUAUUGUCGCUUCGAGACACAAAUCUGAGCGGGACUUCGAGUGUAGUGAGCCGGGAAAGCGUGCGGGAUAUUCUGCGAAACGGCGACAGCACCGGCGUGCGAUUCAGCGACCGGGACAGCAUCGCGUUGAGUCGACUUAGUGUCAUGAGUUUGAACCCGAAAUUGGACGACUCGCUGUACAACAUUACGUGGAAGGACGAGGACGGCGCGUUGGGGAUUGUGGUCAAGCAGGCGAUUUCGAGCUUUUACCCCGAAGUGACCAAGGUGAAACCGGAAGGCGCGAUCUUACGACAGCCCAACAAGGUGCACAUUGGCGACCUCCUCGUGAGCAUAAACAACAACAACAUCAGCAAGAUGGGAUUCCGCAACGCCAUGCAUUUGCUGCAGAUUGGACCCAAGCCCGUGCUGCUCACGUUUCAAAAGAGCGAGCGCACGUCGCACGGCGGCGUCCCCGCCAGUAUUUAGCAGUGUCAGGACAACAUUUGUAGCAUUAACUAGUUUUAUCGUAAGGUCAAACAGCAAACUCGCCCAAUAGUGAAAUUAUAUUCCAACCCUUGUGGCAACAGAUUACUAUAAUUGAAUCGCCAAAAACACC
Messenger RNA from Aphanomyces astaci, 4197 nucleotides. RefSeq lists its product as hypothetical. The record is from RefSeq and is a predicted model, not a curated record. Gene Ontology annotation, cellular component: myosin complex; actin cytoskeleton; cytoplasm. The transcript has a single exon. Gene Ontology annotation, molecular function: ATP binding; microfilament motor activity; actin filament binding. Lineage: Eukaryota; Oomycota; Saprolegniomycetes; Saprolegniales; Verrucalvaceae. Gene Ontology annotation, biological process: vesicle transport along actin filament; actin filament organization. The coding region runs from base 57 to 4067 and encodes 1336 amino acids.